Molecule: messenger RNA, 691 nt
Organism: Carica papaya (papaya)
Lineage: Eukaryota; Viridiplantae; Streptophyta; Magnoliopsida; Brassicales; Caricaceae
Source: RefSeq, a predicted model, not a curated record
GUAAUACGUCAGAUCUCAAUUCUCACCCGACAAAACUUCCCCUCUGUAAUUGAACAAUGGAAUAAAACGAAAAAGAAACAGGUGGAAUAUGGAGUCACCGAUCAAACCCAUGCCGGAAUCCACGUCGAAACCAUCGUCCUCAUCUCCUACAUUGCCCGAAAACGGUAAUGGCGAACAAGAAGAAGAGCAACUGGUGCCUAUAAACGGAUUUUGCACUGAAAUCUGCAGUGAAAUUCAGCUGCCAUUGCUUUGUCCAGCUGAAAAAUGCUUUGAAACAUCCCCGAGUCCGCAUGCACUUCCCUGCGCUGAAAAUGGCGGAGAAACAAUAGACAGCUCCAAACAUCAAUGCUUGACUCCGAAAGUGUCUGCCAAGAGACCAGAAGCUGGAAAUAAUGGUGUUAACAAGAAGCCGCUAAGAAGGUCUCCAAGGUUCAUUGAAGCAACUGGAAAUGCUGGUAGUGGUGGAUCUAUCAAGAAAUUCCAAAAUUGUGGCAUGAUUUAUGGUGGGAAUCAAUUAAGAAGGUCCCCAAGGUUCAUUAGGGCAACUGAAAACGAUGGGAAUAAGCAACCCAAGUCUGCAAGUUUUAUUGGGGAAAGGGGGAGUGGUGCACCCCACCCUUUGAGGAAAGCUGAUAUGGUCAUAAUGAACUUGCUAUUUCAAGCAUCUCUUUGGGCAAAGGCACAUGGUUAA